UCAAUUGUUUGAUAAAUUUUAAUCGAUCGCGAGUGAGCGGCGCAGAAAGAGCUUUCGCAAACGGAGGUAGAAACAGAAGUGUUCAGAAAGGAGAUUAGUGGGACGCGAAGCGUGCAUUACAGGGAAGAUGGAUGUUCCAGUAGACGCGCAGGAGCUGGCGUUGCCACCAAUCGAGUCGUUCAAGAACUGCCAGUAUCAUGUGCGGGUUAGUGGAACGACGGAUCUGGACAAGCGGGUAAUGUCGUUUGUGGACAAUUUGUGGGGGUUUGAGGUGACAGGAGGUGUUGAUCAGUAUGAACCGUUGACGGUGAUCACGGUAAAGCGUGAAGGGUUGGCGAGAAGAGCCGGCAUUCGAGUGAACGAUGUUAUUACCAAGAUCAACGAUACUUCGGCGGAGAAGUUGACUUUGGCCCAAGCACAGGAAUUGAUCGCAGAGUCAGGACGGACGGUAAAAAUCUUCGUCAGGGGCGAUGUAGAAGAGGAAAGUGACGAUGAGAUGACUGUGGAUUAUUGGUUUAAACCUUAUGGUUUUUUCUCCUCAGUGAGCGAUGCCGAGCGUGCAAUGCUGGACUGGGAGGCACGUAUGCGUGCUAAUCGGAAUCCGGAUAAAUGGAAUGGGUUGUGGCCAUGGAAUGAUCGCAAGAAAGUAGUCUACAAGGAGUCCAAUUGUUACAUGGUGCCAAGCGUGGCAGAGGAGAAGCGUGAGCGGGAAUUGAGUAUGCGUGUUACGGAGGAUGAAUACAGAAGGCACCUGGAGCAAGAAAAAGCAGAAGCUGCCAAGAAGAACGAGGAACAACGACUGGAAAACGAGCGAAAGGCUGAAGAGGAUCGAAAGGCCGAAGAGGAGGCUUUCUAUGCACAAUUCGAAGCCGAGCAGGAACGGUUGCAUGAGCAUGAAUCUGGAAAGAUUGAAGCCAGUGCAGAAGCUGAUCAGUAUAUUGAGGAGCUGAUGCAGCAACAAGAUGAUCUGCUGAUGGAGGAAGUGAGUACUGAGGUGCUAGAUUUAGGAGCAACGGAGUAGGACCGCUGUAGAGUAACAUGGUAAAGUUUUGCAAGAGUUGAACUCAUUUAGCAUUAACUGACAAGAACAUUCGCGUAAUGUUCGAUAUUUACAUGUAAAUACCGAAACAUAUUUAUCUUUAUUUUUCCAAAUAAAAACUGUUUUGUAUCAUGAAACCA
Messenger RNA from Armigeres subalbatus, 1179 nucleotides. RefSeq lists its product as uncharacterized. The record is from RefSeq and is a predicted model, not a curated record. Lineage: Eukaryota; Metazoa; Arthropoda; Insecta; Diptera; Culicidae. Gene Ontology annotation, biological process: actin cytoskeleton organization; muscle structure development. The transcript is spliced from 5 exons. The coding region runs from base 128 to 1021 and encodes 297 amino acids. Gene Ontology annotation, molecular function: muscle alpha-actinin binding; actin binding. Gene Ontology annotation, cellular component: stress fiber; adherens junction; Z disc.